This is a messenger RNA of Effrenium voratum, 417 nucleotides long. NCBI's taxonomy places the organism in Eukaryota, Dinophyceae, Suessiales, Symbiodiniaceae. The record is from the annotation of a GenBank genome assembly.
AUGGCCAUGCCCAAGUCGAAGUCGAGCCUGAUGCCACUCGGCACAACUCAGAAGAGCUGGGGCUUGUGCAAGCUCGCCCAUAUCCUUUGGAUGUUGGCACAUGAGAGGUUCAGUUUGCAGAUCCUGGAGAUUUAUGGGCUAAGCGGAAGCCCCGACGCGGCGGCCACCACGACUGAGGCGAAGACACCAGGAGGCCGCUGGAGUUGUGGCUCUGAAUCCGUGCUGAUGAAGGCUGCUUCCAAGGCGCCCACCAUGGCCACCAGCAAGCGGCUGCUGCUGGCCAAGGCCGCCACCUCCAAGGCGGCCGCCUGGCGCACGCGGGCGAGCUCCAAGAUGGCCGCGGUGCCGCAGGCCGAAGUCGCGAGGUGCAGCGUUUCUAGCUUUUUGCCCAUGUCUUUGCAGGAUCUUGAAACUUAG